AUGGAUAAUCACUCUGUCGUGCUCGAGACCAGCAUGGGCGAUAUCCAGCUCGAACUCUACUGGGACCAUGCCCCCAGAACCUGCAAGAACUUCGCUGAACUUGCCAAGCGCGGCUACUACAACGGCAUCGUCUUCCACCGUAUCAUCGCAGACUUCAUGAUCCAGACAGGUGACCCUACAGGAACGGGUCGUGGCGGAACAAGCAUCUACGGACAAAAAUUCGAGGACGAGAUUCAUCCGGAACUUCGUUUCACGGGCGCAGGAAUUCUCGCUAUGGCGAACUCAGGGCCCAAUACCAAUGGGUCGCAGUUCUUUGUCACUCUUGCGCCAACCCCGUACCUGGACAACAAACACACUAUUUUUGGGCGCGUCAGCUCUGGCAUGAGAGUCGUGCAGAGGCUCGGCGCGGUGGGCACCGAUGCACAAGACAGACCCCGAGAAGAUGUCAAAAUCUAUAAAGCGCGCCUGCUCUGA
Messenger RNA from Epithele typhae, 474 nucleotides. RefSeq names its product cyclophilin-like domain-containing protein. Gene Ontology annotation, biological process: protein peptidyl-prolyl isomerization. The transcript has 6 exons. Gene Ontology annotation, cellular component: catalytic step 2 spliceosome. The record is from RefSeq and is a predicted model, not a curated record. Bases 1 to 474 code for a protein of 157 amino acids. NCBI's taxonomy places the organism in Eukaryota, Fungi, Basidiomycota, Agaricomycetes, Polyporales, Epitheliaceae. Gene Ontology annotation, molecular function: peptidyl-prolyl cis-trans isomerase activity.